CUCUGAGCCUCUUAGCCGGCUCUGCAGCUUGACAGAACCUUGUCUCACGCCAGACGUCAGGAUCUUGCAUCUCAACCAGCUGCCUCACAAUGCCAGCCAACGAAAGGACGCCCCUUGUGGGCAACAACGACUCCAAUGACAACGGGCUACCCAUGCACCGCCCUCAGUCCUAUCCGUCGGGCAACAGCAUCCUGAACCCACCCGAGGGUCAUCCCAACACGCUCUCGUCCUUCUGGUGGCUCUUGACCAACUCGUGGCUAAACCUCCUUCUCGUCUUCGUACCCAUGGGAAUCGUAGCUGAGAAGCUGCACUGGCCUGCAGUCUGGAUCUUCUCUCUCAACUUCCUCGCCAUCAUCCCAUUGGCGAAGCUCCUCGGUGAUGCCACUGAGCAAUCAGCGCUCAAGCUGGGCCCCACGCUCGGCGGCCUACUCAAUGCUACAUUCGGCAACGCCGUCGAGCUCAUCGUGGGCAUCGUCGCGCUCAUCCAGGGUCAGCUGCGCAUUGUUCAGCAAUCUUUGAUUGGUUCUAUCCUGUCGAAUCUGCUCCUCGUCCUCGGCAUGUCUUUCGUUUGCGGAGGUAUCCAUCACGCCGAGAGCACCUUCCAGCAGACGGCUGCUCAGGCAUCCGCUAGUAUCAUGAUGCUCAGCGUUGUCGCUGUUGCGCUCCCCGCUGCUUACCAAGGAGGCAUCAGAAUGAACGCCCUCUUCGGCCCUGACGCCGGCAGUGAGCGCGCUCUCGCCCUCCUCAAGGAGGACCCCGCAGAGCAUGGCAUCAUCUUCAUCUCGCGCGGUACAUCCGUCGUCCUCGUCCUCGUCUACUGCCUAUACCUCGUAUUCCAGCUGCGCACCCACUCUUUCCUUUACGACGCCGAAGAAGACCAAGAGGAGGAGCCCGAAAUCCCCGAGAUGACGCCUCCCGCAGCUGUUGCAGCCCUGGCCCUCAUCACGGUCAUCACAUCCUUCUCCGCCGACUACCUCGUAGGCGCAAUCGACGAGACGGCGCAAGAGUACUCAAUCCCCAAGGCCUUCAUCUCUACCAUCCUCCUCCCCGUUGUGGGCAACGCGGCAGAGCACGUUACGAGCUGUGUGAUGGCCUACAAGGGCAAGAUGGAAAUCGCAAUCGGCGUCUCGGUCGGCUCGUCAAUCCAGAUCGCAAUGGGUCUGCUCCCCACGCUGGUCAUCAUCGGCUGGGCGAUCGGGCAGCCUCUGACCUUGUACUUCCAGACGUUCGAGGUCGUCAUCUCGGUCAGUGCAGUCGUGCUCAUCAACAGCUUGCUUCAGGAUGGCAGGAGCAACUACAUGGAGGGGGCGAUGCUGCUCGCGCUUUACGCCGUGGCGGCACUGAGCUUUUGGGUUGCGCCGUCGUGAUGGUGACGGUGGAAUGGAGGAGCAAAGUGAGGCAAUGCCGGGGUAUCCAUGGGAGACGUCGCAGGAUUUGUUGCACGUCAAGGCAGAGCCUAGAGUGGCUUGCCUUGGCGACCUGUCAUGUCAUGCUGUCGACGGCAAAUAGGAAGAAAGCAAGAAUUGAGGGGGGAGAGGUAUGUGUAGCGAGA
Molecule: messenger RNA, 1552 nt
Organism: Jaminaea rosea
Lineage: Eukaryota; Fungi; Basidiomycota; Exobasidiomycetes; Microstromatales
Product: calcium/proton exchanger
Exons: 3
Coding region: 90-1367 (425 amino acids)
Biological process (GO): intracellular calcium ion homeostasis; calcium ion transmembrane transport
Cellular component (GO): fungal-type vacuole membrane
Molecular function (GO): calcium:proton antiporter activity
Source: RefSeq, a predicted model, not a curated record